GCGGGCGCUUCCGUUGCCGGGCGCCGCCCCCUCGCUCGCCUCCGCGCCCCGUUUCCGGCCGGGCUGAGGAGGGGCGGCGAGGGGGGGGGGCCGCGGGCGGGGCCGAGGUGGCUGCGCACGGCCGGCGGCGACCUGCUCCCGCGCCCCCGCGGAGAUUCUGCCGAUCUCUCAAGGUCGGGGCUUGAACCCUGCCAGAUAAAGUCAAAAACGCCCCCCUCUUUUCCCAGCCAUGCAAACCGCGGGAUGAAGCUGGAAGCUGUGGUCGAGCAGCUGCAGAAGCAGCAGCAGAAGCAGCAAGCUCCUCUGCAGAUGGAUUCCAGGGAGAGACAGCAGAGGCAGAUGAGGGAAGCCCAGCUGCUGUACACUCAGCAGCUGGCAGUACAGCAGGCUGUUCUAGCAGCCACAUCUGGCAGGGCUUCGGGCGGCUCUGCUGUAGGUCCUUUGGCCAGAGGCCCACCUGCAGCUGGGGCUACGCGAGCUUUUGAUCAGAGCAGCAUGAAUUCAGAGCCAGAAGAGGAAGAGGAGGAUGAGGAAGAGGAGGAAGAAGAUGAGGAAGAGGAAGGGGGUUUGGAAGGUGGAGAGCUUGAGGAUGGCGCUGAUGUGACUGGAAAAGACACCUGCACUGCUCUGAAAUAUUUUCAUGCUCCCAAAGUUACCCAUCACAACCAAAGAGUGGCUUCUACCUCUAAUCCUCUUCCAGCUUCGGGGCACCAGCGGGGACAGCAGGGGAAAGAAGAACAGGGUAAAGACACUACUAAGCAAACGUAUUCUGGUUCCCCAUCUGGGCGUCAGACCUGGAGACUGGAUGAGCAGCUCAAGCAGAAUGGCAGUGUGACCUGGAGUGAUGAAGGUGAUGGAUGCCGAGGAAGAGAAAUUUCACGAGACUUUGCCAAGCUCUAUGAACUGGAUAGUGACCCUGAGCGGAAAGAGUUCCUGGAUGAUCUCUUCAUCUUUAUGCAGAAGAGGGGAACUCCCAUCAAUCGGAUCCCCAUCAUGGCAAAGCAGAUCCUGGAUCUCUACAUGCUCUACAAACUAGUGACUGAGAAGGGAGGACUGGUAGAAAUCAUCAACAAAAAGAUCUGGCGGGAGAUCACCAAAGGCCUUAAUCUGCCCACCUCCAUCACCAGUGCCGCGUUCACGCUUCGAACCCAGUAUAUGAAGUACUUAUAUGCCUACGAAUGCGAGAAGAAAUCCCUAAGUUCUCCCGCUGAGCUGCAGGCUGCAAUCGAUGGCAACAGGCGGGAAGGCAGACGGCCCAGCUACAGCUCCUCUUUGUUCAGCUACUCGCCCACCGCUGCGGGGCCUCCUUCCCUCCUGUCUCCCCCAAAGAUCCGCUUCCCAAUCAUCGGCGUCGCACCAGGCAGUGGGACCAGCAAUCCUCGUGUGUCUCCAGCAGCAGCUGUCAGAAAAGGUGACGGUGUGCCCUUGACUGUGUCUAUGCCAAACCGUAUUGCUGUGCCAGUGACCUUGGCUAGCCAGCAGGCGACUGUGGCAGCAAGAACAGCCACUCUGGAGCAGCUGAGGGAGAGACUGGAGUCUGGAGAGCCUCCAGAGAAGAAGGUCUCGCGGAUGACGGAGGAGGAGCAGCGGCUUGUCCAGCAGGCUCUCCAGCGCAACCUGUUCAGCAUGGCACGGCAGAUUCCCAUGAAGAUCAAAAUCAAUGGCAAGGAAGAUAAACCGGACUCAGCAGCAGCAGCAGCACUGAAUUUGUCACCUAACGGCAUUGGGAGUAUUAACAUGUCGGUGGAGAUUAACGGCACAAUUUACGCUGGAGUGCUGUUUGCCCAGAAGCCAGUCGUCCAUCUCAUUGCAGGCUCCAGCACCCAAAGUUCCUGCAGCAGCAGCAGCAGCUCCCACUGCUCUCCCAGCCCUACCUCAUCCCGGGGAACACCCAGCGCAGAGCCCUCCACCAGCUGGUCUCUCUGAUGGACGGCGGAGCUUGCUGUCUCUCACACUGGCCUCCAGCAGCUCUGUCCUCUCUGCUCACGGCAGGGAGUGAGCCGGGAAGGAGUCGCACAGAUUACCUCAUCUCAAGGAACCUGCUUUGUGGUUGGCCAACGGCAAGAUGAUGAUGCUGAAACCUUUCCAUGCCAGCGAGUUUUUCCUCAUCAUCUGUUUGUCCAGCCCUUUUCUUUGUUCUCCCCUUUCUUCCUCCCUUUUACUUUUGUUUUCUUCCUCCUCCUCCUCCCAGGGUUUGCUGUGUUCCUGUUGGGGGGUGGGACAUGGAGAAGGGGGCACACCUGGCGUUUUUCAAUCAGGGAUCGUCUCUAGGAGCUGCGGGUUGAUAGAUGGCUGAGACGUCACCAAGGCAGGUGGAAAGAGCUGGAGCUGGGGCAGGGAAAUGGGGUUCUCCUUGACCCAGUCGCCACAUGGACUCUUCCCAUAAAACUCCUCAGUGUAUUGACAAUCCUAACAGGCAGCAGGGUGCCUUGCCCCGUCCUUCGUUGGCUUUUGCUGCAGAAGGUCGUGCAGCUGUCGAGCAGGCGAGCUUCCUCGCUUUUCUUCCUCAAGCUCCAUCGCGGUCCAGUGCUCGUACGUCCUCCCCUGAAGGCCAGACUUGGCUAGAGCACGUGGCCGCUGCUUGUGGAGUCAUGAGAGACUUGGUGAACCUCUUUCCCCCUCUUUGAGGUCUUGGCAACACAGGGAGGACUUUCCCACCACUAUGUAUGAUCCAUAGAGACAGAAAAAGACUGAUCAGCUGCUCUAUUCCGGCCAGUGCUGGCCUGUUUCCUACUGCUGCUUUCUGCAGGCCUUCAGCCAAGUUUUAAAUGCUCUAGAGCUUGUCUCUCUCCCAUAGGAAAUUCAUCCACUGUGACAUUUACCCUGAUAGCCUGAACUUACUUUUGCUUGGUUUUGAUCCUCAGCCCCUUGACACAAAAGGGCUGUCACUUAAGUCAAUCUAGGCUUCCUGGAGUGACUUCCUUCUCUUAAGGUGUAUUUCAAUAGCCCCUGGAAGCUCUCCACAUCCAUGCACUGAGAAAAUAGAAGGUGAUAUUUAAAAUCUACUUAAGUGGGGCUGUGUUGUGUAUGUAUAUAUUAUGGUUAACAUAUAACACUUCCUUUAGUUGCUCUCUGUAUAAGCCUCCAGAAGCUCGGUCCCCUUCAGAUUGUAUGGGGGCAAAAAGAAAGCAGCCCUCAGUCAAGUAAGACCUUUUGCUCUCCUGGAUGGAAGCAGAAAAAACUAAAUCAUUGCCAUUUCCCUUCAAACCUCCAGUUUAAAGCAAACUAAGGCUGGCCAUGGCUCUCCCUCCUCUGGAGCCAAUCAGGCUAACUUUGUGGCUCCGUAAAUCCAGCUCCCACUCACAUGGUCUCACCCUGUCCUCAUUUUUCCUGCUGUGUUUUGGGCUGGCCUUUCCCACACACAUCUCCCCCAGCCUGGAGAUCAGAUCCAAGCACCAUCCAUCCUGCCCUGGUGACGUCCUUUCCAUCCUCCAGGCCCAAGUCAGGUUUUUUUGAGCAGAUGAAAUACCUCAGAUAUGUACUUGUUGGGGUUUUUUGUUUGUUUGGGGGUUUUGUUUUUGUUUUUUUACCUCUUCAGGAAGUAUUGGCAUAUCUUAAUGCUUGUUUUUUUUAAUAUGUGGUUUUGCUGAUGUUGUGUUUAUUUUUUAUUUUUAAUUGUAGCACCAAAGACAGAAAGAAAAAAAAACAAAGCUGAGCAAAGGAGCAGUGGCUUCCCCAUCCUUUAGGCUAGCCAGGAGACAAGUUGAACAGCAUUGUCCCAGGACAUGCGCAUGAUGCAGGAGGACAGGUAGAGGUAGGAAAAGGGGGCGAGACUGACUGCUGAGUUAGAGGAUCUGUCCUUCUUUUUGGACAUCAGGGUGUCGCCGGGGUCCCCAUUCUUGUUUCAGAACUUCAUAAUCCGUGUCUUUAGCAAAAAUUCUUAGUGCAGUGGGGACAUGACAGCACUGCUUUACACUACAGAUUUGCCAGGCCUCUUGCAGCAAAGUGGUUUCUGACAGCUGAAAGCUCAGUUUGAUCUUGUGGCUUUGCACAGGACCAGCCUCCUCAGCUGUGCUGUGCCUUUGUUUUUUCCCGGGGUCAUUAGAUGCACAGACAACAGAGUUCAAUUCUGUCUACACUACAAGUCCAAGCUGUGUUGGGUGCUGCGUUACUGUAGCCAUUGUAGGAGCUGCUGUGAGAGUCACCAAAAUAACAGUUAUUCUAGUUAUUCUAGUUUCUGUUUUCACCUGUACGUAGGGGCCAAUUGCCAAACUGUGUAGCAACUGUCCUAACUAGUAAAUUUAUUACAAUCUAAGUCAAAACUGUAGUAGAACUCCGGAGAUUCAGCUUGCUUUAAAAAACAGUUUCCUGGAGUGUGGUUGGUGAGUCAUCACGUGCUCCCCAGUGAGUAGACAGGUAGUUGGCCCUUUUGGAUCUCUGUACUACAACCAUCUUUGUGGACUUCUGUUGCUCUUUUGUUGCCUGCAAGUUUCUAGCAGUUCCUUUGAGUGGUCUUUCUCUGAGACAUCUGGCACUAAUCACACGUUAGCUGUCAAUUGUUUGAGUGGCAGCUGCAUUUCUGCUCCCAGUGGAUGAAGAUCUCUUUCUCUCUUCAGCCAGAGACAAAGGAAGGUGGUUCUCCACCCAUCUUACUGCUCCACAGGUUCUUGCCUCCAUAGGUGGGACUGAGCCACCCUAUUGUAGGGAAUUGCAGCCAAUGAUUACAUGGAUGUAGACCAAGAGUUAUUUCUGAAUGAAUGUGGUGUCAUACCAGCAUGAGAAUGUAGCCUUAGAACUGCUCGUCCAGGUGAGCCGAGGUGUCGGGAGCAUUUAGCUCUGUGAAAGACAGGAAUUUUGAAGUACUGCUGCAAUUAUGGACUAUGCGUGUCUGCCUGCAGAGCUGGGCCAAAGCCACUGAACUCUUUCACCAGUCUAAAAGUGUCUUUCGCUUCUACAUCCAGCCAUCAGGUCCCCAAGUGCUUAUAUGGAGCAGCUCAUACGCUAAGUUGAUCUGCAGAGGUGGGAGCACAGCUGCCUGACACAGCGCAUGUCCUUCCUGGGAUGUGCUGUGGGCAACUCUUUGUGUCCUGUCUGGACGGUCGCUCCGUGGACUGCACGGGUGCAGGGCGGGUGCCCUCCCGGAGCGCUCUGGUGAGCUCCCUGUCUUCCCAGAACGUCCCGCUCCCUGAGGCUGUUCCUUUUAUACUACUGAAAAGAACAUAGCUUUAAAAAAUACGAGGCCAGAUACUGCCGCAGAAAAAGCCCUGUCAGCAGCCCAAUGGUUGGGCCUAAAGUGUAUAUAGAAAACUAAAUGAAUGAUCCUUUUGUUAAACUUACAAGCUACCUGUUCUCCCUUUUACUCCCACAGCACUGCUCAGCAGGGCUGCUUUUCUGUCCUGCAUCGACGAGCAGAAAUGUUGUGUUCAUGGCCGAGAUCUGUGAUGUGUCAAUUUUCCUUUCCUUCUGUUUGAAGCUCAAGUAACAGGGGUGGUCUUGUACCUCAUGUUACGGCUUGUAUAAACCACAGUUGAGACCUCCUUGCUGUGAGAGGCCUUGCACUCUCUAUAUGUUAGUUUAUAUAAUCCAGCCUGAGUGAUCUUGCUAGCAGACGUUGUGAUGACUUGGUGGAGGAGGAGAUAAAGUGCUGGGAAUGCACAUGUCCUGAGAUAGAUUCUGCUCCGAGAUGUCCCAUCUCCAGUUGCUUUUAGCAGAAGUAACAACCACCCUGAUACCUAUGGGGAAGCAGAGCUGCUCUUUGGCUGCAGGGCAUUUGCUUGGUGGACAACGCAGACCUCCAAGGCAUUUCACUGUCUCAGACUCGGAGAUGAUUUUCCAGACUCUGUGACUCAUUCAGAUUGUUCUUUUUUUUUCCCCCCUUGGGUUUUGUUUUGUUUUUGUUUUGUUUUGGAGAUUGGGGGGGUGGGGUUAGGGGCUGUUUCCUAAGAGUGGGACUGGGGGACUUUUUGCUUUUCCUUAUGCUUUCUUCUCUGGUCCUGGGGAGCAGAGGUUAGUAAUGGGUGUUUUUGCUUAUAUAUCACAUGCUAACGUUGUGUUUUCUUGCACAGAAAGGCACUCAAAUCACUGAACUGCUAAACAGCUUUGACACUACUAGAGUAUUAAUGUUUAUAAGCUUUACACAACUAGACUGGAAAUAGACAGGGACUAACAGAUUGUUUUGUAUCCAAUUCAGGGAAAGAAUCAAGUCGGGAUGCGUAACAGAUACCUCAGUAAAAUAAGCUGCAACAAUAAACUGGUCCUUUCUCAUUACACAGUGACAAGGAUCAGCCAUUCAGACUGUGAAGAGUAACCCUUUCCCUAGCCUGGGUUUGAUACUGGCAGUUGGCUCAAUGCAUGUUUUGCUUAGUGCCAGAUCUCCUACUGAGCUGCCAGGCUGUAGGGACAGGGUUAUAGAAACCAGCAGCAGAGAUGGGGUGGAGAAGCUGGGAGCUGAGGGAAGGUUGCGCAAGGGCCGAGGAACUACCUCUCCCCAGCUCUGAUUCAUUUCACUCGGGACGUGUUCGAUUGUAUAGUACUCAGGGGUUUUGAUACUGCAGGUAGGACUGUUCCUUGGGUGAAGUGUUCCACUUUGCAGUGUGUCUAAUUCUCUUUGAACUCCAGACCGGCUAAGGUUUCGCAACGAGCAGCCAAAAAAGCCCCCAGCUGGUUGGAUAUAGGCAGCAGUGAGCUAGCAGCUGCUAGAUGCUCCUGUUUUACAUGUAGCGGGUGCAGAUUUGCCAUCUGGGUUAUAUGCCCAGCUGGGAAAAAUACCUGCUUGUCCUCUUCCAGCAGAUCCCAGCUUGCUCUGGGAAGGCACAAAGAUGGGAAGGGCAGACACCAGCUCAGAAGCGGGGCUCUCAAAGGAACCGUGCAGGGCAGGGGGAAGAGAUGAGGGGGAGGCUGCGUUACUGCUCAGCUCCCAAAGUGAAUGUGAACGUGUUACACCAAGUCUUUUUGGCCGCUGCAUAUGUGCUCCAAAUGGAUUCAGAUCAGAAGACAUUUUCACCAGACAGCUGCAGCAGCCUUGCUACUAGUUUUCUUACCUAUUUAAAAAAAUAAAAUAAAUAAAUAAAAAAAGAAAUGUGAUAGCCUAGGCGGUGGAUAAAUACCUCAACGUCUCCUUCCAACAAGUGUCUGUAUAUGUUGUUGUUGGGUUUUUCUAUCUUACACGUUAUCUGAAUGUUUAUAUUCCAAUAAACUUCUACCUCUUCA
This is a messenger RNA of Dromaius novaehollandiae (emu), 7149 nucleotides long. It is a transcript of the gene ARID3B, whose product is annotated as AT-rich interaction domain 3B. The record is from RefSeq and is a predicted model, not a curated record. The transcript has 9 exons. Lineage: Eukaryota; Metazoa; Chordata; Aves; Casuariiformes; Dromaiidae. Gene Ontology annotation, biological process: regulation of transcription by RNA polymerase II. Bases 244 to 1926 code for a protein of 560 amino acids. Gene Ontology annotation, molecular function: DNA binding. Gene Ontology annotation, cellular component: nucleus.